AAAUAUAAUAAAUUUAGUUUACGAUGUUAAAUAAAAUAAUACCUUCGCGAAACUAUCAAAUUAAAACGUUAGUUUUAGAAAUAAUUUAUUUAAAAAAAUAGUGAUGCAUCUAAAUUAACCCGACAGCAUAUAAUCCAUGUGUAUUUACUUCAAUCAAUAAUAUUGUUUUUUUUUUUAUUAAUAUUGUAUAUUGAUAGGUAAUUGCAACGUUGUCACAUUUUGGUAAGCAAAAGUAUGAACGCUCUUAAGCCAUUGACAAGAAGAAUAACGACUUGAAUAAAACAUCGUUCAAUUUUUCAAAUAUCGAAGAAAAAACGUUCUGUCAUACUUGAAAUGCAAUCAAUGAUCUCCAUUAACUACGCAUGUAUUUAAGCAAAUAAUAUAGGACUGUUUCUAGGGUUGGUUUAUUUAAUAUAAAAAAGUCAAGAUGGCUAAUUCAGUGGAACCUUCUGGAACAGCGUCUGAAUUUGCCCCUAGCGAAAUGGCGGUUUCUGAGCCCGAAGAAGCUAGUCCAGCUCUGCGGACAUCGUUCCCGCCGUAUCCUCCCUACGCAACAGAACCAGCGCCGUCGUCGAUUGCCGACACUAUUGUCGCCGGCCGGGACCUCAGGAUGCAGCACAAAUCCACACUACAGAGGCCUAUUCGACCAUCACCGAAGCCGGCCCGUCCCAGAGGCCCAAAAGCCACAGACGUGAAAUUGUCGAGACGAGCGACGCGGGCUCACAUGCGUUGCUUACGGCGGCACGGCGCCGUGCUCUCAGACCGUCUGGAACAUAUAUCGAAGCCCAGACGAAGAGCUAUUAUAUACCUUUGGCGGGAAUACGCACAUACAUUGCCACCAGAAACGAUUGCUCGUUUACGAUCAAUGUUGGAUGCAGAUGAGCCCUUCAAACCGGAUCAAGCCUAUGAGUACUUCGUUAAUUUACGCAAGACAAAAAAGAAAAGUAACACGACACGAGUCAACCAAAUAAAGAAGAACGUUUUAGCUGUAUGCACUGACAAGAGAUUCGUGUGGGCACGGAACGCAACUAUAGCCUUCGCCAAAGGCAUCCAACAAAGACUAUCACGGUCUGGUCACUACGCUCUCGCUGACAGAAUGUUAAGGUUAUCCAACAUUAUCUUGGAUGAGAUUUGCAACCACGUUAUGCAUAUGAAGACACCGUCCAGGCGUUGCAUUCAUCCUAAAUCGCGCUUCAUGAUGGAAAUGUCGGAUAAGAUUGCUGUGUGGAUCGAUGAGAUAAUAGCGGAAUCAGAUGACCGUAUGUUGAUGAUGGACUUCGAUGAAGAUGAUGAAGAAAUGGAACAGUGCGAUGCUGAUGCACUAAAGCCGGAACCGGGCACUGAUGCAGCUCACACAGAGGGCAUAUCUGGCUCUAGAAGAGAAAAUCUGACAGAAUCUCCAACCCCAACUGCCACGCCUGAUGAUACUCCAUCUGCAAGUGCGCCCGCGACCCCUGCCGAAACUCCAAGAACUACUCCGAGGUCUUCAAAAACAAAUAUGUAAUUAAACAUUAUAGGACCCUAUGAAGCAGGAGGUGAUAUUGGAUUUACCGAUGACUUUCUUAAUAUGAUUGGCAGUGAUGGUGAAAACUGCAAGAUAUUGAUUAUAGUGAAAAACUAUGGAAGG
Molecule: messenger RNA, 1627 nt
Organism: Galleria mellonella (greater wax moth)
Lineage: Eukaryota; Metazoa; Arthropoda; Insecta; Lepidoptera; Pyralidae
Exons: 10
Coding region: 428-1504 (358 amino acids)
Source: RefSeq, a predicted model, not a curated record